AUGUCUACCGCAAAGAGAAGCCCACCGUUCAGAGCCGAGCACGUUGGCUCGCUGCUCCGUCCUGAUGAGCUUGUUCAAAAGCGUUAUGCUGUUGCUGCUGGCAAGGCUGAUGCUGAGGAAUUGAAGCCUAUUGAGGACAAGUCUGUCACUGAGGUUGUCAAGCUUCAGAAGGAUUGCGGUUUCCAUGCUGUUUCCAGUGGAGAGUACACCAGACACAUGUUCUGGGGCACCUUCUUCGAAGAACUCCACGGCAUGGAAGACCGCCAACUCGGCGUGCUCAAAGGCUACGACGCCUCCAUGUUCCGUGACUACGCCCCCGACGUAAAGUCCUUCCUCGAGGCCAAAGAAAUCCCAAACGCCGUCACCGUCUGCGUCGCAAAAAUCCAACAUCCCGGUCACAGCAGCAAUGCCCGCGAACUCCAAGUCAUGAAGGCAAACGUGCCCGAGGAGGAAUGGAAGAAUAUCAAGAUUACGGUUAUCUCGCCGAGUUGGUAUCAUUUCAGAUACAGGGCUGGCAGAGCUUACCCGAAGGAGGUGUAUGCGAAUGACGAAGAGUACUUUGCAGAUGUCGCAAAGGCAUACCAGACAGAGCUGAAACUGCUCCACGACGCCGGCAUCCGCAACAUCCAGAUCGACGACCCCAACCUCGCCUACUUCUGCUCCGAAGCCAUGCUCACGGGCUGGAAAGCCGAUUCCGGCAACACAAAAACCGCAGACCAAAUGUUUGACGCCUACGUCAAGUUCUACAACGCUUGCUUCGAGAGACCGGCAGACAUGCAUUUGGGCAUCCACCUUUGUCGCGGAAACUACAUGGGUUCUCGCCACUUCUCAGAGGGCGCUUACGACAACAUUGCCGCAAAACUGUUCAAGGAUUUGAACGUCGACACCUACUACCUCGAAUACGAUACCGCUCGUGCAGGUGGUUUCGAGCCCCUGAAGCACCUUCCCAAGAACAAGAAUGUCAUCUUGGGAGUCGUGACUAGCAAGUUCCCCGAGUUGGAGGAUAAGGAAAAGAUGGUGCAGAGGGUAUACCAAGCUGCUGAUUUCAUUGCCGAGGGCAGUGGACAGAGCAGAGAGGAAGCUUUGGAGCGCGUCGGUGUUUCGCCUCAGUGUGGAUUUGCUUCUCACGCCGAGGGCAACUCGUUGGAAUACGAGGAUAUGCGCAAGAAGUUGCAGCUUGUCAGGGGUAUUGCUGAUCAGAUCUGGCCUAGCCAGCCUUAA
This is a messenger RNA of Aureobasidium namibiae CBS 147.97, 1221 nucleotides long. RefSeq names its product methionine synthase-like protein. Bases 1 to 1221 code for a protein of 406 amino acids. The transcript has 2 exons. Gene Ontology annotation, molecular function: 5-methyltetrahydropteroyltriglutamate-homocysteine S-methyltransferase activity; zinc ion binding. Lineage: Eukaryota; Fungi; Ascomycota; Dothideomycetes; Dothideales; Saccotheciaceae. The record is from RefSeq and is a predicted model, not a curated record.